AUGAGCUAUGAAGAAUUUCAACAAAUUCAGCAGAAUAUUGGAGGUUUUAUAGCUAUAAACACGUUUUUAUCCACAACAUUAGAUAAGACUGCUGCGACGUUCUUUUCUGGUGAAGGAAAGAGUCGUCCAGAAUAUGAAUCAGUUGUAUUCUCAAUUCAUAUCGAUAAAACAAUGGAUUAUACAAAGACACCAUAUGCCAAUGUUCAACAUUUAAGCAAAAUGCAAGAUGAAUAUGAGAUCAUUUUAUCCGUUGGUAUUUUAUUGAAAAUCGAUUCGAUUGAGGAACUUGACAAUUAUUGGAACAUAAAAUUAAUUGUGUGUAAUGAAGAAUUUCAACAACACUUAAGCGAUUUUGAACAAAUGUGGCAAGAUGAAUGUGAUAAGCUUUCUAAUGAUGAACAUCUUGAAUAUUCAGCAAUCUUAUAUUUGUCUUUGAGUGUAACUUUACUGAUGCUAGGUGAAGUUGAAAAAGGCUUUAGAUACCUGUACUUACAUGUAAAUCAAUUACCAGAAAACCACCGAAAAGAAUACAUGAAUCGUGGCUUCGAAGGUGCAUUCCGUCACAUUGAUGGGUCAGUAGAUGUUGAUGAAGAAUUCAAAUGGGUACAUAUGUUCGAACCGAUAUAUCAAAAAUUUUUCAAGACAAGUGAUAAAAAGUGUGAUCCACAAGGAAUUGAAGAAAAUUCAGUACAGAUACAUGAAAAAGUAUUGUUGAGCAUUAUUUCAACAUCCGAUUUGGAUACGAAACCAGACUAUCAUCGAUUGUUAGCUUACAUAUAUGAACGUCAACAAAACUUUGAAAAAGCAUUGGUUCAUUAUGAAAAAGCACUGGAAUUACGAUAUGCACAACCAUCCGUACGUAACAGUGUUGAUAUAAGUCAUCUUCAUAAAACUAUUGGUGAAAUCUAUAAACACUUGGAAAGACAUAUUGAAGCAAUCAAACACUUCAAUAUGUCGUUAGAUCAGUUCAAGAAAAUUUUACCAUUAAAUCAUUAUUUGUAUGCGGUGAUCUAUCAACAUAUUGGUGAAGCUUAUUGGCUUAACAAAGAGUACCACUCUUCAUUGAAAUAUUUCCAACAAGCAUCAACGAUACUGGAAUCAUCUGAUGAAUUUCGCACCAAGUAUAAUAUACCACUUGCUGAUGUAUAUGAACUUAUUGCAUUGACCUACUUUUUAAUAAAGGACUACAGAGAAGCUGUACUUGCAAACAAGAAAGCCAUUAAAUUAAAUAUUAAUCCAUUGCGUUACCGGUUUUAUCAAGCUGUAUGGGAUUGCGGCGAAAGUUAUUUUUAUUUAAAUGAUUUUGAUCAGGCUUAUGAAUACUAUCAAAAGGCUUUAGAUUUACUUUUAAAAUAUCAUCAAAAUAGAACUGCAGACAUUGCUCUAGCGUACGCCGGAUUAGGUCGAACUUGGAAAGAACAAAGAAAAUAUCAUUUAGCAUUGGAAAAUUUUGAGAAAUCACUUCAAUAUUUCUCAGAAGCAUCACUCAACCCUUCGGAAGAACAAUGUUUUUCUAAUACUUUAUCAAAAUUGCCGGAAGUGUAUAAAGCUAUAGCUCAUUGUCAUUCUAAACUCUCAAGCAUCGAAGCCGAAAAAGGAAAUCGUGGAAAAUUCAUAGAAUAUACAAACCAAUCCUUGUUGAAUAACAAGAAAGCUUUGGAUUUACAAGUAAAAUAUUUACCUGAAGGCGAUCUACGAAUAGCUGAGACAAAGUGUCAGAUAGCAGAAACAUAUAUGGGUAUAGCACGAUUCCAAGACAGUGUGAAGCUCUUAGAAGAAUUAUUAGUUACCUAUACCGAAAAGCUGCAUUCUGAAUAUAAGUUGCACGCAAGAAUUUACAAAGUUCUAGGUUUUACAUGGUCUUUCAUGGGUGAUUAUGACAAAGCUCGAAAAUACUACGGAAAAGCUGGCAGUAUCAUUUUCGAUCAACCACAGCCAGACGAAGACGUAGUUAAACAAUAUUUACAGGAAUUGAAUGAUAUGGAGAACUUUAUUCUUCAGAAUCAAAGUUCGAAAAUCUCAAACAGUGCUCCAGCAGAUAGUGCUUGCUAA
Rotaria socialis is the source of this 2052-nucleotide messenger RNA. Lineage: Eukaryota; Metazoa; Rotifera; Eurotatoria; Philodinida; Philodinidae. The record is from the annotation of a GenBank genome assembly.